CUUGCAUUGAUAGGUCUAUCGUCACCCUUCCUGCCUCAUUAAGCAUCGCUGGGAACACUCUCCGCAUUGGCGCGAAGCGUCUAAACUGAUGCUGAGCAAGCAUCAGCAGGUGCAACUUCUUGAGGUGGGUCCCUUUCCCAGGUGCAAAAAGCUUGACAUUAAAAUGGAGGGUUGUAGGCCGCGGCAAUCUUGUCUCAUAUGUCGCCAUCGAAUACGGGCGGUAUGUCUCUCCCGGAAGAUCGUUCACUCUGGCCGUCCUUCCUUUCUGGCGGUUUGCUUCCACCUCCAUCCACAUCGAACGGGGUUCAGUCGGCGACUUCCUCUAGCGCGGCUCCGUCUUCCCUGGACUCCCGCCCGUCCCUGCGCGCGUCCAGUUCUGUGCCGGCUCAGUCUGCGCUCUCCAUGUCGAGGCCAGGCUCUGCGGGUCCGCGCAUGCACGACUACUCCAUCAUCAACUCGAGCGGAAUCACUCACGUUCGUCCUGGUGUCGUCGGUGUCUCCACGAGCUCCUCGCCGCCUCCAGCGACCCCUUCGCCGUCUGGGCCGUCUCCUAUACCGGUCAAGAUGGAUACCUACCGCGAGACCCGGGCGCUGUCCGUGUCGUCAGACACCUGGAACUCCUCACCUGUCUCCUCGACGUACGGACAGUCCUACGCUUCGACGGGCAGCUGGUCGCUGCCGCGCUCCUCCCUGCGGUCCCGCUCCGCUUCGGCGCCAAAGACGGACGAGGACGAGAGCUACAUCGAGGUCGACAUCGAGGGCGACGACGGGUUCGCCGGCCAGCGAUACGGCUUUGUCAGCCGUGGCCGCAUGAGCGCGGAACGCAGUGGCGGACUUAAGGACGUCGACGGCACGCCGAUGAACCUCCGGGACGAGAAGAUUGAAGAGGAAUGGGACGGCGAAAUGGAGAUGGAGAUGUAGCUGCUGUAACAUUAGCAUUAGCAUUAGGACUGGGAAACUCACUCGGAAGUGUAAGUGGCCUGUAUUCACGCAUCAGAACCGGAUGGACUGUCCAAUAAUAUAUAUAUAUAUUCAUCUUGGUUGCUGGGUAUACUCCG
Phanerochaete carnosa HHB-10118-sp is the source of this 1058-nucleotide messenger RNA. RefSeq lists its product as uncharacterized. NCBI's taxonomy places the organism in Eukaryota, Fungi, Basidiomycota, Agaricomycetes, Polyporales, Phanerochaetaceae. The transcript has a single exon. The coding region runs from base 199 to 921 and encodes 240 amino acids. The record is from RefSeq and is a predicted model, not a curated record.